AUGAGCUUGCGACUUUGCCGGCAAUGGCUGCUGCAGCCAAGAGCGUAUAGCGGGGAAGUCGGACGUCACAGGUCGGCCUAUCGCUAUCGCCCAGGAGGGGCACUGGCAGCCCUGCGCACGAGCCGCCACCUUACCACGCAGAGCUUAGCGCGUCGCUUACGAGAAAGUGCGACUGCAAUAUUCGGAUCGCGGACCUCACACAUUCUACAUUGCGAAACUCUCCGUCAAACACACACGACAAUCGUCACGACCAACGUCACAAUGUCUACCUCUGAGCUCGCAACCUCCUACGCUGCUCUCAUCCUCGCCGAUGACGGUGUCGACAUCACUGCCGACAAGCUCCAAUCGCUGAUCAAGGCCGCAAAGAUCGAGGAAGUCGAGCCCAUCUGGACAACUCUGUUCGCCAAGGCUCUUGAGGGCAAGGAUGUCAAGGACCUGCUCCUGAACGUCGGCUCAGGCGGCGGCGCUGCCUCUGCCCCCGCUGCCGGUGGUGCCGGAGGUGCUGCUGCUGGCGGUGCCGACGCACCAGCGGAAGAGGAGAAGAAGGAGGAGGAGAAGGAGGAGUCAGACGACGACAUGGGCUUCGGUCUCUUCGACUAAGCGCUUUCUUUCGCAUCUUCUUCCACAUUUGCCUUACUCGGGGUGUCCAAAAGGAAUCAGCGGCAUACUCCCCCUGCUGGGCAGAACGUUCACGACCUUUCCGUGAUACGACAUGCAUACGGAUCAUCUAGGAGAAUACAAUGACGGCGUCUUGAGAUGUGUAUAGGACGGCAGGUUCAAUGGAAACUCGAAAAGUGCAAA
Parastagonospora nodorum SN15 is the source of this 801-nucleotide messenger RNA. RefSeq lists its product as hypothetical. Gene Ontology annotation, molecular function: structural constituent of ribosome; protein kinase activator activity; ribonucleoprotein complex binding. Gene Ontology annotation, biological process: cytoplasmic translation; translational elongation. The coding region runs from base 1 to 600 and encodes 199 amino acids. Lineage: Eukaryota; Fungi; Ascomycota; Dothideomycetes; Pleosporales; Phaeosphaeriaceae. The record is from RefSeq and is a predicted model, not a curated record. The transcript is spliced from 4 exons. Gene Ontology annotation, cellular component: cytosolic large ribosomal subunit; ribosome.